This is a messenger RNA of Protopolystoma xenopodis, 1176 nucleotides long. NCBI's taxonomy places the organism in Eukaryota, Metazoa, Platyhelminthes, Monogenea, Polystomatidea, Polystomatidae. The record is from the annotation of a GenBank genome assembly.
CGGGCCCCUCAAAUUUGCCUAUUCGGUCAACUUUUAUUCGAUAUGUCUGCUGGUUGCGCUGAUCUGUCCAGCCUAAUCUACUGGUCCGAUGCCGAAGUCAAUCCGAUUGGUCUAUUGGUAACAUACUCAGGUUCCACCGGAAAUCGCCUCCUCUUUUGGCAUUCUAGUCGUCAGGCGGCAGUGACUGAAGUUGCCGUGACAACACCUGUUUCUACAGCGGCCCCAGCAACACUAGCUACUGCUUCGACUAUCUCGGUCUCCGAGCCACAGGCAGCCGCCCCAUCAUUGGGAGCGCCAUCAGUUUCCAAUGCGCACUUGGCCGGUCCUUCCAACGCUGUAGGAGCAUCUUCUACAUACGCCGGAAUCACCACCAUUAUGACCAACUCAAGUUCAGGUGCCCUCAUGCGUCUCGGGAUGGCUUCCAGUAGUUCCUUGCUUUCUGAUGCCCCAGAAAAGGGUCCAGAUUUCUCAUCCUUGGUUCCUUCCGCUAAUCCAUAUGCACUCUCUCUGAUUUUGAACAAGCCGACCUCUUCCAUCCUAGCCAAUCUGAAUCCUACUUCCGGUGGGGCUUUAUUUGGAAGUGGUGGUGGAAUUACUGCAAUUACAGGCCUCGUGCCAGGUAACCCAAGCAUUCCUUCGGUCUGCCCUACACCCUACCCAUCAAGCCAUCAAAGUCACUCCACUUCGACACCUGCUGCAAUUCUGACGACAUACUCCUCGCAGCAGCAUGGCCCCACAGAUUCUGCAUCCGUGGUCCCACCUGCUGGGAUGCUGAUUGGGUUUCCCGGGGAAUCACACGCAUCGGUGCAUCUACUGAACCACCAACACCAUCAUACCCACAACCCCCAACCACAUCCAGUGGGAGUAGAAACCAAAGUUGCAUCUCCUUUUGGCCAGACUGGUCGCUCAGACCGAGAGCGUGACUGGGAACGCGAACGAGAGCGAGAUCGAGAUCAACACCGGAAUCGCGACCGUGUCCGCCCACCCAUACGCCACACUCUUCGACCCGAGGAAAGUUUGCCGGCCAGUGCUCUGCUUAGUCUGCUGCAUUCCUGCUCCAAUCAGGUUCAAAAGAAGAUUUUUCUCAAGGUAACUGGUAUCGCCAAUCCAAAAUUAGCCAUUUUCCCUAAAUUUAAUGAUAUCCUAUCGAUAAAAAUAGGGGAGAUAGGAAGUUAA